AUGAUGAAUCUCACUUACCACCAAGAAGAUUUUAAUCUUACAGCUUUCUGGAGGUUUUCAGCUACAUCACAUGGUAAAGGACCAGUUGAUGGAAUCGGUGCUGCAAUCAAAUCUCGUGCAACACGUUAUAUUUUAACAGGUACACCGGAAAGAGCAUUUCUUUCACCAGAAGAUCUAUUCAAUUACAGUAAACAAGCUAAUGACCACCAAGUUAUGAAAGGUGAUCUUGAGCCUAAUCGUCCGAUCGAAGUAUUUUAUAUAAACAAAACUGAUAUAGAUAAUACACACAAAACAACUCUAGAACCAAGGUGGUCACCUUUGUCGAAAACCAAAUGGCUCGAAAGAAUUCAAAGCAAACAUCAGUUUGACCCACUUGGUGUUGGUAAAAUCAAAUGCUUUCAAAUCUCCAGUUCCAGAGAAUUUGAAAUUUUUGAAUUACUACCAGAACUUAUCUAA
Molecule: messenger RNA, 456 nt
Organism: Rotaria sp. Silwood2
Lineage: Eukaryota; Metazoa; Rotifera; Eurotatoria; Philodinida; Philodinidae
Source: the annotation of a GenBank genome assembly